This is a messenger RNA of Belonocnema kinseyi, 723 nucleotides long. Its product is annotated as MAGE-like protein 2. The transcript is spliced from 4 exons. The record is from RefSeq and is a predicted model, not a curated record. The coding region runs from base 112 to 555 and encodes 147 amino acids. NCBI's taxonomy places the organism in Eukaryota, Metazoa, Arthropoda, Insecta, Hymenoptera, Cynipidae.
UACUAUAUAAACACUUGGCCGUGACUUUGAAAGCGUUAAAGUUACACUCAACUCAAAGGCACUAUAUCCGCAGGUUCUUUGAACCUACUAGUGCCACAACUUCAAGAAAUCAUGAAGAUAUUUAUAUUCAUUACGCUAAUAGCUAGUGUGUGGGCUAGUUAUGAAGAUGCACAUGGUUCUACAACGUACCAUGAGACGCAGAAGACCGUUGAAAUCCCAAUCUAUAAAAAAUAUGCAAUUCCCAUUCCACAUCCAGUCCCGGUCGCAGUCCCACAGCAAAUUAAGGUCCCUAUUCCGCAGCCUUAUCAAGUUCAGGUCGCAGUUCCACAUCCAGUCCCGGUAGAGAUUGUUAAAAAAAUUGAAAUCCCUGUCGAGAAACCCGAGCCCUACAUUGUAGAGAAAAAGGUUCCUUACGUUGUAGAAAAACCAUAUGCCGUGACCAUCGAAAAACACUUUCCAGUCCCAAUUCCUAGGCCGUACCCCGUUCAUGUGCCGGUUUACAAACACGUCUUUCACCAUCAAAGCAAACAUCAUGGUCACGGUUGGAAGCACUAACCUCACUUGUGCCAAAUUUUGUGACUAGUUGAAGAACUCGCUGCCCAAAAUCUUCAAAGUGACUUGUAUACCUGUUUUUUGAUUAUAUACUGAUUGUAAAUACUUGCUAUAACGCAAAAUGUGUUACUGUGUUAUUGUUAUCUAAAUACAUUUUUUUAAAUAAAGUAA